Dendrobium catenatum is the source of this 774-nucleotide messenger RNA. RefSeq names its product transcription factor BHLH148. The coding region runs from base 10 to 774 and encodes 254 amino acids. Gene Ontology annotation, molecular function: protein dimerization activity. The transcript has 3 exons. NCBI's taxonomy places the organism in Eukaryota, Viridiplantae, Streptophyta, Magnoliopsida, Asparagales, Orchidaceae. The record is from RefSeq and is a predicted model, not a curated record.
CCAAACAAAAUGGAUCCUUUCUUCUUCCCCGACCAAGAUGAGCUCCAAGAUUUCUGGGGUUUAUCCGUGGACCCCACUGUCGAUCUCCUCGACGCCGUCACCCAACACCUCUCUCGUCCUGCCUCGUCGAUGGCGAGGCGCAGCGCCUUCUCUAAAUACACAGGACCAAUUGCGGCUCCGCCGCAAGCUCAAGGCAGCGGUGGCGGAGGCGGCGGAAAUAUUCAUAGAAGGAUUAUUGAGUUGCUUAGGAGGAUUCGAAGAGGGAAACAGGAGAGUAAAGGCGGGGGCGGGGGCGGGAGUAGCAGCGGAGGCGAAGGGAGCCGCGGGUUUCGGCAUAUGAUGCGCGAGAGGCAGAGACGGGAGAGGCUUAGCCAAAGCUACGCUGAUUUAUAUGCUAUUCUCUCUCCUAGUACAAAGGCGGAUAAGAAUUCGAUAGUGCAGACGGCAGCGGCGUUGGUGAGAGAACUAAAGGGAGUGAAGGAAGGGCUGCAGAAGAGAAAUGAGGAGCUGAUGAGAAUGGCGGCACCGGCGGAGGAAAUGGCCGAGGGAACAAGUAGUGAGAGAACUGAACAGAGGAUUGAGGUGGAAGGAGAUAGGGUUAUUACAGUUCGAGCGGAGAAUUCCGCGUCGGCGAUUGAUUCGGUUAUUGGUGCUCUUCGUUGCCUCGAGCGUAUGGAUGUCAAAGCCAGAGCUAUCAGGUUUGCAGCCGCCGCCGGCGGGGGGAUGACGGGCGGUGUCAUGAUGAUAGAGACUAAUAAGGGUUCAACACAAUGA